Monoraphidium neglectum is the source of this 1992-nucleotide messenger RNA. Its product is annotated as beta-ketoacyl synthase. Gene Ontology annotation, cellular component: cytosol; cytoplasm. NCBI's taxonomy places the organism in Eukaryota, Viridiplantae, Chlorophyta, Chlorophyceae, Sphaeropleales, Selenastraceae. Gene Ontology annotation, molecular function: quinone reductase (NADPH) activity. The transcript is spliced from 3 exons. Gene Ontology annotation, biological process: cellular response to oxidative stress. The record is from RefSeq and is a predicted model, not a curated record. The annotation marks the transcript as partial.
AUGUCGGCGAUGGGCUUCCUCCCCGGCCUCAACAGCAGCAUCGGGACAGAGGUCGCCGGCUUGAUCUCGGAGCUCGGCUCCGGUGCCGCCGCUCGCCGCCCGGGCCUCGCGCCCGGCACCCGCGCCAUCGCGCUCGCGCUGCGCUCGGGCGCCCCCGGCGCCGCUUCGCACGUGACGGCGCCGGCGGAGAUGAUUGUGCCGCUGCCGGACGGCGUGCCGCUGGCGGAAGCUGCCGGGUACCUAGGGACGCACCUGGCGGCCAGGUACGCGCUGGUCGACCGGGCGCGGCUGGCGGCCGGCGACACGCUGCUGCUGCACAGCGCGCUGGGCGGCAUGGGCCAGGCCGCGCUGCGCAUCGCGCAGCGCGUGGGCUGCCGCAUCAUUGCCAGCGCGGGGUCGGCUGCUAAGAGGGAGCGGCUGGCGCGGGAGCCUGGGGUGGUGGCGGUCCUGGACUCGCGGGCGCCGCCGGCCAGCUGGGGCCCCACCGUGGCAGCAGCCACGGGCGGGCGAGGCGCGGACGUGGUGCUCAACAGCCUGUCCGGCGCGGGGCUGGUCGGGUCGCUGGCGCUGGUGGCGCCUGGCGGGCGGUUUGUGGAGGUGGGCAAGCGCGACAUCCUUGGGGGCACGCCCCUGGACCUGAGCCUGCUCAAGCGCAACAUCAGCUUCAUUUCAGCCCACAUUGACAUCCUGGAUCAAGACGACCCAGCAGCGUUUGUGGAGCUGCUCAACAACAGCGCGGCAGAGGUCUUCGCUGACGUGGCGGCUGGCCGCGCCCCGGAGGUGCAUGUGCUGCCCUUCGACCCGCCGACCGCUGUCCAGGCGCUUCGCAAGCUCGCCAGCGGCACCCACACGGGCAAGCUGGUCCUGGAGAUGCGGCCAGGAUGGGCGCCAGGCGCGGCCGAGCUCGCGGCGGCGCCCCUCGUCCGCGUGGCGCCCGCUGCGCCCAUGCCGCCGGCGCAGCCGCGGGCGCAGCCUCCUGCGCCCGCCCCGCCGCCGCGCCAGGCCGCGGCAGCGGCCGCGCGGGCCGUGGAUGCAAGCGGCUGGGGCGCCAGCGCGGCGCCGGCGGCAGGGACAACCGCAGGCGGCGCCAGCUGGGAGCUGGGGAUGACGUCGCCCGGGCAGCUGUCAUCGGUGGGCUUUGUGGAGGCGCGGCUCCCGCCACUGCGGGAGGGCGAGGUCCGAGUAGAGGUGGCAGGCAUUGGCCUCAACUUCAGGGAUGUAAUGGUCGGCCUGGACCUGCUGCCGGGCUUCAAGGUGCCCCUGGGGCUGGAGCUCUCUGGCCUAGUGGCGGAGGUCGGCCCCGGCGUCGCGGACGCGCUGCCCGCGCUUUGCUGCGGCGCGCGCGUCGCCGCCAUCCUGCUCGACGUGCUCAGCCCCAUUGCAGCCGGCCGGGCAGCCGGGGCGGCGGCAGCGGCGGCCGCGCCGCCGGGCGCCGCCGGGCUGGUGGCAGUGCCAGCGGCGCUGUGCGUGCCGCUGCCGGAUGGCGUGCCGCUGGUCGAGGCGGCGGGGCACCUGACUACGCACCUGACGGCGCACUAUGCGCUCAUUGAGCGCGCGCGCCUGGCGGCCGGCGACACGCUGCUGCUGCACAGCGCGCUGGGCGGCCUCGGCCAGGCGGCGCUGCGAGUCGCGCAGCGUGUGGGCUGCCGCAUUAUUGCCAGCGCGGGGUCCCCUGCUAAGAGGGAGCGGCUGGCGCGGGAGCCGGGGGUGGUGGCGGUGCUGGACUCGCGCGCGCCGCCGGCCAGCUGGGGCCCGACCGUGGCAGCCGCCACAGGCGGGCGCGGCGUUGACGUGGUGCUCAACAGCCUGUCCGGCGCGGGGCUGGUCGGGUCGCUGGAGCUUGUGGCGCCUGGCGGGCGGUUUGUGGAGGUCGGCAAGCGCGACAUCCUUGGAGGCACGCCCCUGGAUCUCAGCCUGCUGAAGCACAACAUCAGCUUCAUAUCCGCCCACGUGGAUAUGCUGGCCCAGGACAAUGCGGAGACCCUCGUCAGG